Messenger RNA from Rosa rugosa (rugosa rose), 1782 nucleotides. Its product is annotated as B3 domain-containing protein At4g34400-like. The record is from RefSeq and is a predicted model, not a curated record. The transcript is spliced from 5 exons. Gene Ontology annotation, molecular function: DNA binding. The coding region runs from base 73 to 1563 and encodes 496 amino acids. NCBI's taxonomy places the organism in Eukaryota, Viridiplantae, Streptophyta, Magnoliopsida, Rosales, Rosaceae.
AAACAAUUGACAGAUUAACAUAGCCUCUCCAUUCAGAAAAUCAGAAGGAGAAGCAGAAGAAGCAAAAUCUUGAUGGCAACAACAAGAAAACCCUCUUUCUUCAAGGUUCUUAUAGGGGAUCACUUCUGUAACAGAUUGAAAAUUCCCGGAGCUUUUCUUGAGCAUUUUGAUGAGAGAGUACCUGAACAGUGCCAUCUUAGAAUCGGCACUCAGACUUGGCUUGUUGAUGUUGAAAUGGUCAAUCAGAAGUUCUAUUUCCAAAAUGGUUGGAAGGAAUUUGUGCUUGAGAAUGGUUUAAGGGGUUGCGAGUUUCUAGUUUUUUUCUAUAAUGGAAAUUCGGAGUUCUAUGUCCACAUAUAUGGGAAGAAUGCUUGCAGAAAGGAGUUUGCAGUUGCCGCUACUGGAGUAAGUGGCACACCGAAAUCAAUGCGUGUUGGUAGCUCCAGAGGGAUGGAAGAAGCUGAUAGUAAUGACUCAUCUGUUCAGAUCUUGGAUGACUUUCCAACCUGCUCAAGAAGAGCAGGGGAGAAAUCUUCAGUACCAAGUCAUCAGCAGCACAAGAAAGACAGUAGAAGCUGGAUUGGUAAAGAGACACAUGGUCCCAAACCAGGAAUUACAACUUUUACAGGAAAAGAUGAUUUUCCAGCGGAACAAUAUGUGGGAGGGACUUCUAGCUCGAAACCAAAACAUGAGGUUCUUGGGAGGAUGUACACUGAUGACGACGAUGAUGACAAAGAAGAGGAAGAGAGUGAGGAGGAUGAUGAUGAUUGUGAGAAAGAUGAAGAGAGUGAGGAGGAUGAAAAUGAAGCUGACAGUGAAGAUGAUGAUGAAUUUGAAAAUGAAGCUGACAGUGAAGACAAAGAUGGUUAUGAAGAUGAAGAAGAGGAAGAAGAAAGCGAUGGAGAUGGAGAUGAGGGAAAAAGUGAUGAUUCUAUUGAAAUUCUGGACGAGUUUCCACGAUGCUCAAAAGCAAAAACAAUGAGGAAAUCAUCAGGGCUUCAGAAGAGAAAGAUAAACAGUUCUAAAGCUAAAGCAAAAAGAAGCAUAACACGUGCUAGUGGCUCGUCUAGCAAUCAAAAAAUCACAGGAUGGAAAUAUAAGGUUUUAAGGAAAAUGCCUGGAUCUAAUGGAAUCGGAGAACUUAUAGCUCGUCACAGAGCUAAAGAUUUCAUAUCCAAAUCUGACAAGCUUGAUUCUUGUUUGAUUGCCAUGUCUCCUUCGUAUAUUAGGGGAUCUUGUGUGCAUUUUCCACGUACUUUUGCCUACAGACAUCUUGGAAGGCAUUGUAGUCGCAUCAAACUUCGGGUUAAUAAGAGGAGGUGGCGUCUUGGUAUCUAUCAUGUCCAUAAAACAGUUAGAUUACAAGCUGGAUGGAUUGAAUUUAAGCAUGACAAUAAUCUGAAAGUGGGUGAUGUGUGCGUCUUUGAGUUGACUGACAGCAUCAAUGUACUUGAUGUUACAAUUUUCCGCGCCGCAGAAGCUGCAAAUUGCACCUUGCCAGGGGGAAGACAAACGACUGGGGUUCAAUUCAAGUCGGAAAAAGGAAAAGAGAAAGCUGGAUAGAUGAAGUUCAUAGAGUCUGAUUCCAUCAGCAAUUGGAAAUUGGCAUGUCCAUUUUCCAUGAUGCUUCUACUAUUGUAUAUUUAUCCUGGUGUUCAAUUAUGUAUCUAUUUUAAGAAAACGUAGCAGGUGCAUGCAUCAUUGAAAUGAAGGCUAUGCAUCUUGUUGUAUGACCUCAUAACUUUCUAUUCAGUAAUGUCAUUUUGAAAAGCAAGGAGCACU